Messenger RNA from Antechinus flavipes (yellow-footed antechinus), 3557 nucleotides. RefSeq names its product zinc finger protein 260-like. The record is from RefSeq and is a predicted model, not a curated record. Gene Ontology annotation, cellular component: nucleus. NCBI's taxonomy places the organism in Eukaryota, Metazoa, Chordata, Mammalia, Dasyuromorphia, Dasyuridae. Gene Ontology annotation, molecular function: DNA-binding transcription activator activity, RNA polymerase II-specific; RNA polymerase II cis-regulatory region sequence-specific DNA binding. Gene Ontology annotation, biological process: regulation of transcription by RNA polymerase II. The transcript is spliced from 5 exons. The coding region runs from base 874 to 2985 and encodes 703 amino acids.
AAAGAUCCCAAUGACAAAGGGAGAAUUCAAUCCAGCCUAGAUUUACAGUUACUAAUGCUGUACAGCACCCCGAUUUUCCCAAGAGCCAUUUGCUUCCCGUUGUUCAGAGUAUGGGAUCCCUUACUGUGGGUUAGUCUGGUAAGGCAGUUUCAGCACGGCGGUAUUUCUGUUCAGAAAGAGGGGGGCGGGGUGAGUGUGGGAGGAGGAGCUCUCAGAGGGGACCGGUCAGAGGACUUGGGAGUUCUGGGAGUUCUGGGAGGGCAGAAGAUCUUUUUUGCAAUAGCGGGAAGGACUUAGGAAAGAGGAUCAGGGAGUCCUGAAGUCCAGGUCCUGUGUGUGACUGGUGGAAAGGGCUCAACCAUCCUGGGAGAUGGCUGGGGCGGGGCCUCUAAGGGAUCAGGAAGACCCUCCCAGACUGGGCUGUCCAGAAGCAGGAAGUCUGAGCUGGGAUAACUCUGUCUUCCCUCCCCUUUUGCCUUCCGUGCUGCAGGAACUGCUCUACCUUCCCUGGGAGCUUUGAUCUCUCCCGGUUUUUCUUCUGAGCUCGGGUCUCUCCCUGUUUUUCCCUGGGAGCUUCUCCGGUCUUUCCCCGUUUUUCCCUGGGAGCCCCUUCCGGUCUCUUCCUGUUUUUCCCUGUGUGGUCGGGUCAUUCCCUUCACCAAUCCCCCCUCUCCCCUCCCCCCGCUCAGAUCUUUCCCCUUUUCCCCGGGAGCUCCGUUCUCUCCCCUUUAACCCCUGGAGUUCAGAUCUCUCCUCUUUUACCCCGGGAGAUCAGAUCUCUCCCCCAUUUUUUUCCCUUGGAGCUGGGAUCAUUCGGCAUUCCUGCACCCAAGCCUGUGCUUGCAGCUCCCAGGGAGCCUGGAGGCAAAGGGAAUGGGCCUUGGGAGCCUCGGACCCCCUCAGGAGGUUGUGACAUUCAAGGAUGUGGCUGUGGACUUCACCCAAGAGGAGUGGGGGCUCUUGGACCCCUCUCAGAAGGAGCUGUACAAGGAGGUCAUGGUGGAGAAUGCCCGGAACCUGCUCUCCCUAGGGCUUCCAGUUCCCAAAGAAGAGGUGAUCUCUUAUUUUGGGCAAAAGGAAGCACUCCAGAUGCUGGACCAAGAAGGCCUGAGGAGAUGCUCUCCAGGAAAAGAAGAGAUCAGACUUGAAAUAAAGGAAACUUCUGCAAAGCUAAGCACUUCUGUAGUACGAAUUCACAAGCAAAGAUUCACGAGUGAUAGUCCCUAUGACUUUACUUGGAGAGAAAUCUGUGCAACACAUGAGAGAAUCCAACUUCGAGAGAGACAUUAUGAAUGUAAUCAAUGUGGAAAAAGUUUUAUAAAAAAAGAAAAUCUUAUUGUACAUCAGAGAAUCCACACUGGAGAGAAGCUUUAUGAAUGUCACCAAUGUGGCAAGGAUUUUAGUCAAAGAAAAGAUUUUACUAGACAUCAGAAAAUUCACACCGGAGAGAAACCUUAUGAACGUAACCGUUGCAAAAAGGUAUUUAGUCAAAAGAAAGCUCUUACUAAACAUCAGAAAUUCCACAUUGGAGAGAAAUCUUAUGAAUGUAGUCAGUGUGAGAAGGGUUUUAUAUAUAAGGGAGUUUUUAUCUUACAUCAGAAAAUCCAUACUGGAGAGAAACCUUAUGAAUGUAAACAAUGUGGAAAGGCUUUUAGAAAAAAGGAACGACUUACAUAUCAUCAGAGAAUCCACACUGGAGAGAAACCUUAUGAAUGUAAACAAUGUGGAAAAGCUUUCAGGGAAAAGGGAACUCUUAGUACACAUCAGAGAAUCCACACUGGAGAGAAACCUUAUAAAUGUAACCAGUGUGGAUUGACUUUUAGACAUAAGCAAAGUCUUACUACACAUCAGAGAAUCCACACUGGAGAGAAGCCUUAUGAAUGUAACCAGUGUGGAAAGGCUUUUAAAAAUAGAGAAACUUUUAGUACACAUCAGAGAAUCCACACUGGAGAGAAGCCUUAUGAAUGUAACCAGUGUGGAAAGGCUUUUAAAAAUAGAGGAACUCUUAGUACACAUCAGAAAAUCCACACAGAAGAGAAACCUUAUGAAUGUAACCAGUGUGGAAAAACUUUAAGGUAUAAAAAGUCUCUUAUUGAGCAUCAAAGAAUUCACACUGGAGAGAAACCUUAUGAAUGUAAGAGAUGUGGAAAGGAAUUUAGUCAAAGGAAAGCUCUCACUAGACAUCAGAGAAUCCACACUGGAGAGAAACCUUAUGAAUGUAAACAAUGUGGAAAGACUUUUAGACAUAAGGAACGUCUUACUACACAUCAGAGAAUCCACACUGGAGAAAAGCCUUAUGAAUGUAACCAAUGUGGAAAGGCUUUUACACAAAGGGGUGGUCUUACUGUACAUCAAAGAACCCACACUGGAGAGAAACCUUAUGAAUGUAACCAAUGUGGGAAGACUUUUAGAUAUAAGAAAACUCUUAUUGAGCAUCAGAGAAUUCACACAGGAGAGAAACCUUAUGAAUGUAAUCAGUGUGGGAAGGCUUAUACAAAUAAAAGAAUUCUUACUAGACACCAGAGAAUCCACAAUGGAGAGAAACCUUAUGAAUGUAACCAAUGUGGAAAGGGUUUUAGAGAAAAAGGAUCUCUUGUUAUGCAUCAGAGAAUCCACACUGGAGUGAAACCUUAUGAAUGUAACCAAUGUGGAAAGGCUUUUAGACAAAAGGGAGCUCUUGUUGGACAUCAGAGAAUCCAUACUGGAGAGAAACCUUAUGACUGUAACCAAUGUGGAAAGGCUUUUAGAGAAAAGGGAGAUCUUAUUGUACAUCAGAGAAUCCACACUGGAGAGAAACCUUAUGAAUGUAACCAGUGUGGAAAGGCUUUUAGAGAAAAGGGAACCCUUAUUGGACAUCAGAGAAUCCACACUGGAGAGAAACCUUAUGAAUGUAACCAGUGUGGAAAGGCUUUUAGAGAAAAGGGAACCCUUAUUGGACAUCAGAGAAUCCACACUAGAGGGAAACCUUAUGAAUGUAACCAAUGAGGAAAGACUUUUACAAAAAGGGAUGUUCUUACUCCACAUCGGAAAAUCUUUACUGGAAAGAAACUUUUUGAAUGUAACCAGUGUGGAAAGACUUGUAGAUAGAAAGGAACUCAUUGGACAUCCAAGAAUUCACUAAGCAAUGUGGAAAGUGUUUUUAAAAAGGAAGUUUUUGAGAGGAUGCCCAUCAAUUGAAGAAUGGUUGAAUAAGUUGUGGUAUAUGAACAUUAUGGAAUAUUAUUGUUCUAUAAAGAAUGAUCAGGAUCAUUUCAUAGAGACUUGGAGAAACUUAUAUGAACUGACGCUAAGUGAAAUGUGAUCAUUUGCCAUCUAGGGGAUUGGGUGGAGGGAAGGGAGGGGAAAAAUUUGGGGUUUCACAAGGAUGACUAUUGAAAAUUAUCCAUGUAUACAUUUUGAAAAUAAAAAGCUUUAAUUAAAAAAAAAGGGGGGGGUGUUUUUACUCUGUAUCAGAAAAUCUACACUGGAGAAAAGCCUUAUGAAUGUAAUAAAGGUAAAAAAAAAAAUUUAACAUAAGAGUUCUUUGUAUACACCAGAGAAUUCACACUGGAAAGAAA